AUCCUAACUUCACAUCUCUCUCUCGGUCUCUAACUUCCUCUCCUAGCCUAACAAGCCAUGGCUAUGAUCAAGUCUCUAGCCGUUCAUCUGCUACUAUAUAUGGUAGCAAUGACGGUUAUGGUGGCGGCUGAUCUUCUUCGCUUCAAACAUCCGGUGAAAGCCAACGGAUCUCUCAGCUUUUUGGCUAUCGGAGACUGGGGUCGCAGAGGACUUUACAACCAAUCCAAGGUGGCUUAUCAGAUGGGCAAAGUGGGGGAGAAAAUGGAUGUCGACUUCAUUGUUUCUACCGGUGACAACUUCUACGACAGUGGUUUAAUUGACGAACAUGAUCCCGCCUUUUUUGACUCAUUUACAAAUGUUUAUACUGCCCCUAGUUUACAGAAACAGUGGUAUUCUGUGUUAGGGAACCAUGACUAUAGAGGCAAUGCAUUGGCACAAUUGAGUCCAGAACUCAGACAAAGGGAUAACAGAUGGCUUUGCAUGAGAUCUUUUAUUGUGAAUGCUGGAAAAGUGGAUUUUUUCUUUGUUGAUACGACACCGUUUCAUGGGAAAUACUUUUCGGAGACAGAUCAGGAAUACGACUGGAGAGGUGUGCUUCCUCGAGAAGACUAUGUUUCAGAACUCCUAAAGGAUGUUGAUGUAGCAUUAAAAGAAUCUAGUGCCAAAUGGAAAGUAGUCGUAGGACAUCAUACAAUAUACAGUGCUGGUGUCCAUGGCAAUACAGAAGAACUUGUGGACAAACUUUUACCCAUUCUUCUGGAAAAUGACGUAAAUCUAUACAUAAAUGGACAUGACCAUUGCUUGGAGCACAUUAGUAGUUCAAACAGUCAGCUUCAGUUUCUAACAAGCGGAGGCGGCUCAAAGGCAUGGCGCGGUGAUAUUAAUCCAUGGAACCUUGAUGAAAUGAAGUUCUAUUAUGACGGCCAAGGUUUCAUGGCCGCAGAAAUAACUGAAAAUGAUCUUGUUGUGUCCUUUUAUGAUGUCUUUGGCAACAUGCUACAUAAUUGGAGCAACUCUGGAAACUCGCGUCGCUCCGCCUGGUAGAACUUAAUUACGCACAUAACAUCGACUUAUUCGGGGAAUUGAAUAUAAAAAUCUGUUAACUAUCAACAAUCAUUUAGACCUUGUCUAUGAUCUUUAACACGUGCACAUGAGGUCUAUGAUCGUAUAGUAAACUGAUAUGGAUUUGUAUUGUAUGUUUUCAAUUGCAUCUUGGAGAAACGAUGUUGUAUCCUUAAAUUCUUGUAUUGAAGUUUCAUUUUAUGAAUA
Molecule: messenger RNA, 1269 nt
Organism: Helianthus annuus (common sunflower)
Lineage: Eukaryota; Viridiplantae; Streptophyta; Magnoliopsida; Asterales; Asteraceae
Product: purple acid phosphatase 3
Exons: 7
Coding region: 58-1044 (328 amino acids)
Molecular function (GO): acid phosphatase activity; ferric iron binding; ferrous iron binding
Source: RefSeq, a predicted model, not a curated record